Molecule: messenger RNA, 2593 nt
Organism: Centropristis striata (black sea bass)
Lineage: Eukaryota; Metazoa; Chordata; Actinopteri; Perciformes; Serranidae
Gene: fbxl18
Product: F-box and leucine-rich repeat protein 18
Exons: 7
Coding region: 166-2358 (730 amino acids)
Biological process (GO): SCF-dependent proteasomal ubiquitin-dependent protein catabolic process
Cellular component (GO): SCF ubiquitin ligase complex
Molecular function (GO): protein binding
Source: RefSeq, a predicted model, not a curated record
GAAGUCUGUCCGUCACUAAGAGGCUUCCGUCACCGUGCAGCAGCAAACGUAAUCCGCCCUGUCAACGGUUGGAUGUUACACCGCCUGUGGCUCACUGUGAGGCGGAUUGAGCGGAACAUGAAGCGCUGGCCGGCUGGAUGAACGUUUAAAUUAAAAUUUAAAAUCAUGAGUGGGACCGUGAGAGGGAUUUCAGAGGACACGGACAGACAGAUUGUACAGGCUGUAUUUGACGAGGACACGAUGUCCUCCACCUCGGUGGGGAUGUCAGAUUUGUCCGAUGAGAUCCUGCUGUGCAUCCUCCGCCAUGUUCCAGUGUGUGAUCUGGUGCUGAAUGUGGCAAAUGUCUGCCACAAGUUACACACUCUGUGCCAUGAUAAGACCCUGCUCACAAACGUCAGCCUGUCUGAGGAGUAUCUGGCUGAUGAUCUGUUGGUUCGCCACAUACUGAAGCAGCUAGCCAAUCAGGUGCAAUCUCUCAGCCUGAAUGGUUGCUACUGGCUGUCUGGCUCUACAGUGGAGCUUCUCGCUCGCUGCCGAGGAGUGACGCACCUCGAUGUCACCGGCUGUCGCCUCACUUCCCUGCGUCUAUCCCGUCUCCUCUCCUCCCUCUCUCUGCUCAGAUCACUCGCUUUUGAUGUGACGCCAGGCUUCAACUCUGCUCAGCUCAGUUCCGAGGCGGUGGAUUCACUGAGCCGCCUGUCGGAGCUCAGACAGACACUGCUGACACCAAGUUAUGGUGUGGUGCCGUGCUGCGCUCAACUCCGCAAGCUGAUGCUGCAGUUUGACAUCUCAGACGUGACCAGAGAGGGUAUUGGUGUCUGCUGUCAGUUAAUGAUGGGUCAGAGCAGUGUGCCACAUUACCAACAGCUGGAGGAGUUCACUGCCAGGCUGGCUCCAGGAGAGGUAAACCAGACUUUGCUCCUGCUCUACCUGGCAGUGUUCAGCGUUCAUGUUCCAAAGGGUCUCAAGGUUUUCCUUGUGUCCAUUCCCGGUCCAAACCCUGCUCACUGGCCCGCUGCUCCCUCGCUGGCCCAGAGCCUGGGUCAACGAGGUGACCUGGAGGCCCUGCAGCUCCCUCGGUCCUGGCUGGAUUCAGUAUCCCUAAAGCGAGCCCUCGAGGGAAACAGCCCCAAACACCUGAGCUUCAGCCGCUGCCCGGCGAUGUGGCCACAGGUGUUCCAGUCGCUGCUGGAGGGAGGAGUCAGAGACGCCACACAGCUGACCAGCCUGAACCUCAGCGGCAUCAACAAGGUCCUGUACUCAGAGUGCAGGAGCGUGGAAGAUCAGCUGGUUCCUGCCACAAUGAGCCGGUUGGCAGUGGGCUGUUCCAACAUUAAACACCUGAACCUGAUGCACACACACUAUCAUCACGAAAACUCACCUGGGCUCGGUGGAGAAACACACCUGUGUGCCAGCUUGGCCAAACUCACACACCUGCGCUCUCUCACUUUACCUGCCUGCGCGCUGUCCGAUGCCUUAAACACACAUCAGAUCUCUACCAACAACACGUCUCCCUCGCCGCUGUUCCUGGGGUUGAAGAAGACUCCUCGUGUGGGGCUGCAGAACUACAAACCUGACUCAGAGUCUUCUCUGUCAGGGGACAGCACCUCGGGGCUCUCUCUGCUUGUAGCUGGCUGCCCAUUUUUAGAGACCUUAGAGCUCAUCGGUCCAGGUUUCGUCUCUGCACUGCCUCGGCUUGAGCCCUGUGCCCGUGCCAGUGUGGAGCCUCGCGGUAUGUGUGCGUGGGCACGAGGAGUUGGCGACGCACACCUGGCAGCACUCGGGGCUUUGCCUCGAUUACGUCGUCUGACUCUGGCGGGGCUUCCUGGGGUCCUUAGGGGGACGGGGCUGGUACAGCUGAGCAGGCAGUGCACAGACCUACAGGUAUUAUCGCUUGCCAACAUGGGAUCACUUAAAACCAUGAACUACACCCCUGCCUUGCUGGACACACUCACACAGUGCUCACAGCUACAGGAACUCAGGUUAGAGCAACCCUACCUGAAUGCCAACGCGUCAUUCUUCGAGGCUCUGUCCUGCUGCUCUCAUCUGCAGCGUCUCUGCCUUAUCUCACGCAGCGGGACCUUUGACCCAUCGGCGACAGAAAUCUUCAUGGAGCGAUGCCGCCAUGUCAUCAUGUGCCACAUGUUCAUGGGCGGCACCUUGGUGGCUUGUCGCACACUGCAGAAAGCUCUGCUGGACAGAUUUUCAGUGGAGCGCUCGGCUCUGAGUGUGGUCAUCUAUCCACUACAGCAUGAGGACCUGCCUUCAGUCAUCAGAGACAUCCCACUAACACUGCUGGAUAGGAUUACUCUGUUCCAGAGCCACGUGGCCCAGCCGCCACAUUUAUCACCAUUGUGACAUCACCACAAAGCUUCAGUGUGAUUGGUGCUCAACAGCUGAGGUGUUCAGACUGUUUUUAUUCUGCAGGAAAUAAAAUUCACAGAGUGAAAGCGUGACUGUCCUCUGCACGGUGAUUUGUUACAUCAACAACUGUUUCAGGCUGCUCUACAACAACACAUCAACCAUGAUUGUUUUUAUUUCACAUGAUGUUCUUCAAGGGAAAUUAGCCAGUAGGUAGUUUUAGUUUAUUGUG